UUAGAGGCCACCGCUUUUGUUAAGUGUUUUUUUUAGUUUCCCGAACAGCUAUCAGCAGCAGCAGUGUCCGUUUACUACUGCGACGUUCUUUGAAGCAAAAUGUCAAAUUUUGCUUCCAUCAGCUGCUGAAAAUUUUUCUCCGGUUUUUAUGUUGUCGUUGUUGCGCAUUAUUUUGACUGCUCGGUCGGUUCGAGAUUCUCGCGAUUAUGUGAAAAUAUUAAAAUAUUGUAAGAAUUGUGUUUGUCGGGGCGGUGCGAAGCAGUUUCGAUCCAGCCUAUAGGGCUUCACGGAAGAAUAAAAGGAACCUUUUGUUUCGAGUUUAUCUGAUCAGUCGCAAGAAUUUUUUUCAAGUAUGUGAAACAAAUGCUAGUAAUUUACCAAAUUUGUUAUUUAUUUGUGCUACUGUGGGUGUCAAAAUUAUAAUAGGAUUGUAAAUUAAAUAGUUAUGAAGAAAUUGCCAUAUGACAUUUAACUCCCUGGUAUCAAUGUUUAGUGUUGUAUUGCAUUAGUGUUUGAACUUCGACAUGCAUCCGAAUGUGGCCUGUCCGUCAUCUGCGUAAAUACAAGCGGUCGAAAUUCUACGUUUGAGGGUCGAACAUUCGUGCGACAAUCAAGGCAGACUAUCACAAUGGCUGAUGAGACGGUGAACUGGGGGAUAUCGGAUGAGGGAGGUGAAAACGCAGCAGGUGAAAAUGGACACGAUUCCUCGGAUCACAAUUUCCAGCCUGAUUCGUUGCGAGAUAUUCUCGACACGGCAAUUCAAGAACUCGAUCAGGAGGUGCCUAUGUUUGGCACGACCAACUCCAUCACGCGCCCGAUGAUGCUUCCACGGGGUCGUCAUACAAACUUCUACGACUCGCUUUCUUAUUUUCCACCUUCAGCCCCGAUGGACACUACACGUACCAACUACGGUCUAUUUGGGCCCACCUCGUUUGGAUACUUCCCUUCACAUUAUCAUCAGCACCACCAUCCGCCGCAACCGCAUAUACCGUCAUCGAACCGAUACUCACCUUCCUAUCAACACGCAUCGUCCGGUGCUAGAUCUUCCGGAUUCAAUAUGCGUCAACCUGCCGACGUAGACUAUGGACCCAGGUCGGGCAACGGUACAAAUUCUGCGAUUCGAUCGCGUUCCUACUCGCGACCACCACGAUCAACAGAGGAUAUCGAUCCCAAUUGGAACAAUCAUAACUUCCAUCAUUACUCCCACGGGAGUGCUAGCGCGCGAGAUGGACGCAGUGGAUUCACUCGUAAGCGUCAGCACAAUUGUGACAUGUGCUGUCGACCAAAGAAGCCAGCUCAAGCAGAAGGACUUCAAACUCCUCAUCAUUCUGGACUAGCAAACCACAGAUCGAUCAAGAUAGAACCUCCGUCGCCUAGUCGACCACCUCGAGAACCAAUAAAAAUCGAGCCUACUGAACCGGCAAUCGCUCAAGCGAAUCGAUUUCGAGAGAUUUUAUCGGGAGCUAUUAAGAAAGAAGAGAAGGUAUCACUACCCGCGAAAGUGGAGAGCAAUGGGAUCAAAGAAGAAAAACCUUCUGUGUCGAAGGUGAAGCAAGAAGGACCAUGCGGCUGUGAUUUCUGCUUUCCGAAUCUUGGUGAAGAUCGGAAACCAACAAAAAACUACUGCUCGAACUGCCACAAUCAACAACAGUCUAUCGUCAAGAAUGAACCAAAAAUUGACGCUUCAUCGGGAGCGGUCAAUAUGAAGAAAGAAUCAGUGCAUGUUAAGACGGAAAAAAUAUCAACGAAUGAUGCCCCAACUCAGGAAGUUGCACAUGUGGAAGAACCAAUGCCCGGGCCAAGUGGGUUGAAUCGUAUACUAGAAAUACAACGUAAUAGAUACUUAAAACACCAAAAUCGUAGAAUUCGCCGUUUUUCGCGUUACGUCUACGAUGAUGACGAUGAUGAUGACUACGAUAGCGACGACAGCAGCGAUAAUGACACAGAUAAUGAUGCCGAUCGAAACAAUUCAGUCAGUAAUGUCGAAGCCGAAUGCGAUCUCAGCGGGUUGGCUAAUGUUGAGGUGGAUGCGGUCAAUACGACUGACAUAAUAAGAGAAACCGAUGCGGACAACUUUGAUUUAAAUGUGAAUGACUCUGCGGCUAAGAAUGGGUUGGUGAUAAACACUAGUUCUAGUAGUGUGGAAGAAGUCGCAAAUCGCAACGAAGAGGCAGAUGUGUCAGCUGAAAAAACAUCACGGCUAGACCGUUCCAAUGAACAACGUGAUAAACCACCGGAUUCAAAUGAGCAGCAGCGGAAAAGUGAUGUCCUAUCUGCUCCAGAUCUCCAGCUUGAUUGGGUCACGGAUACCAGCAGUAUCAGUGAUGAAAGUGACGUUGUCCUGAUUGAUCAACAGCCGGAAGAUGGGCGGGAACCGAUCGAUCUAACCAACUCCGAUGAUGAUGCGGAUAGAAAUCGUAACCGUAGUCGAGAGUCGGAUCAUUCGCCGCCAUUGUUCGCACGGCGGUCAUACGGACGGGGGACGAUGUUGGCAAGCCCGACAGGUGAAAGCAAUCGGACUGCCGGUUUCAUGCAUUGUGCCUCGUCCGGUGGGAGGAAUUCGGCCUCGCUUCCAUUCCGGAUGGAUGAAUCUGGCCCAUCGACAGCACAUCAUCACCACCAGUUUCCGCCAGUACGCCCGCAAAGACAUUUCCGUUCGUUUCCACAGUGGAACCUUGAUAGUCCCAGCAGUUCUCCUGGAGCCGGCAGACGAAUGAACAGCUGGAACUCUGGUGGUAGAACGUCGCGACAGGAUCCUAGCAUGAUGCGUCCUACUCCUUUGCUGUCAACGACGUAUCCAAUAAUGUGCCCGGUGGCCGAUAUGCACCGACCUCAGGUGGAUACCGGUCCGACUGCACCUGGGCCCAAUGGUAGUAAUAGUAACGUAGGAGGUGUUAUAGAUAACACCAGUAGUGGCAGUUUCAGCAGCCCUUUUACGCCUUGGCGUGGCCCACCAGGUUCCUCAGGUGGCAGUCAAAUGAACAAUAAUGGCGCAGGAAAUGCAAAUAGGCACGGUUUUCACCAUUGUGGGAAUAAUCCUGGCGCUGGAGGCGAUGGUGACGACGAGCACUUCUUGGCAGCCCAUGGCAUGGCUGAUGCGCCUACAGAUUACUCGAACAGAUUAGGGCCCAAUCCUGCCGAUUAUGACAACACCAGUAGUCGUAACAUGCGGUUUAGUAACGACAGCAAUCAAACUGAUUAUGAAUCGGGAAGGCAAGCACCCGCUCCUAGCGGAAACGGCCUAAAUGAACCGCGUGGUUAUCGUGGUUAUGGAUAUUCAAAUCGAAACCGUUACUUGCAUUCAGGCGGAGUUCGUCCACCUUACGCUGUUCAUGAAAACUUAUGGCACCGCCAGCAUAACAUGCAAGAAAUGCACCGCCGAACAAUGAUGCUGCGUGAUGUUAUCAAUGAUUAUUCAGAUCGCCUCUCCCCGCAUCGUUCAUCCUUGCGACCAAGGAACAACCUGAUCAAUUUGUCCUAUAAUAAUGCGUCUGGCGCUAGUCAAGCUCACGCCGGCAGCACUGACCCCGGUGUUUCUGGAGCACGAGGCGAACUUUUCGACGAUGGUGGCACAUAUUGGUCUGAUAGGAACUACAAUCAGCAUUCGUCUGGACACAACUACCCGCAGGAUCUUCGUGUCUUCAAUCAUAGACCGAGACGGGUGUCCUAUCAUACAACGGUUUAUCCUCCACUACGACGAAACGAUCAUCAGCACGUACAUCAUCAUAUGUAUCACCAUUUCCAGCCGCAGGCGAUACUGAAUAAUGCACCACAGGUGCAUUUCAGUAUAGGGCUUCGCCCGAGUCUGCUAUCGAGCUUGCAUCGUUUUGUCCGCGUGAUUGAGGAUACCUGUUCCAAUCGUGGAGCUACACAGGAAAUGAUUGAACACAACACUUUUCCGCACAAAUACAAACGACUGCGCCGUGCCAGCGAAACAGACGAAGACAGCGAAAAGUGCACAAUCUGUUUGUCCCAGUUUGAGGUUGAUAAUGACGUGCGGCGCCUUCCCUGUAUGCAUUUAUUCCACAAGGACUGCGUCGAUCAAUGGUUGGUGACGAAUAAGCACUGCCCCAUCUGUCGGGUCGACAUCGAGAUCCACCUAACCAAAGACUACAACAUAUGACGACCGGAAGCGGACGAGGGCCAUCCUCCACGCAGAGUACACAUCGAGGUAGUAGGCGUUGACGUGGAUCGUCGCCAGCGGCAGCCCACUCACCAUGCUCACCAUCAGCCAACUCUGCGCCACAAUCGCGGUAGUAACGAUUAUUAUCGGCGCUCCGGAAGUGAAGUGCUGUUUUAUUUUUUCCGUUAGAUCGGAUUUUGUUACUGUUAGGAUAGGAGAGAAAUAGCCGUUUUGGCCUAAGAAGCAAGGCACGUUGAAUUUAUAUCUGUGCAUCCUCUAGGAAUUUGUUCCGUGGUGAUAAAUUAUGUUCUGAAUCAGUCUUUAUUUUGCUCGUCUUUAUAUAAACCUUUUCAUAUAUUUUUUUUGUCAAAUUGGAAUGAAAUGUAUCUCCGUUUAUAUUAUAUAUAUUUUUUUUGUUCGUUUUGUAAGAGCAAUCAGUCAAUGCUAACUUUAUACAAUAAUCAAAGAGACAGUCAGUGCAUGUAUCAAUUGCUGUUUCAAAAUAUGUUAUAAUUAUCCAUGAUAUAUGUAAUACUGCGAAUAAAUAUUUCUUUUUCUGUUGUUAA
This is a messenger RNA of Topomyia yanbarensis, 4689 nucleotides long. RefSeq lists its product as uncharacterized. NCBI's taxonomy places the organism in Eukaryota, Metazoa, Arthropoda, Insecta, Diptera, Culicidae. Bases 629 to 4123 code for a protein of 1164 amino acids. The record is from RefSeq and is a predicted model, not a curated record. The transcript is spliced from 7 exons.